AUGCCUCCUCCAGCUGGACAGAGGUACAACAUCAGCGUCUUCCAAGUAAUGCCCAGAGCCAAUCGGGUCGUAGUUGAAACCAGCAGUGGUAUCGUUCCCGGCCCGAGAGCUAAUCACAAAAUCUAUAAUAUUGGUCGAGUUCCCAUAAUAGCAGAGGCCAAAUACGGCACUGCAGUCACGUGGAUCGGAGUGGUAGACAAAAAAACCGUCAAGCCUGGAGAGGUCGAAAUUCUGAGUUUCCAGAACCGGCCGUACUUCGUCACUGGAAUUCAACUGACGAACAACGACAGUUAUAGAGCGCUCGUUCACGUGGGACUCGAAGGAGACCGUUACCCUUGGUAUGACACCUUGGAGCCAAACUGGAAGCUCAACAUAGACAUCAACGAGCUAGCCAAAACCCUUGUGGUGUUCGGAGUUGGGUUCAUACCAGAUGCAGGCCCCUUCCUGGCCCUAGUGAUAGACUUCUUCUGGCCUGAAAAUUCGCCUAAUGUCUGGGACCAAAUGAAGGACAAAGUGUCCCACUUGGUAGACUCCAAAACGAAUGAGGUCAUCAGGGGAAUAUUGGGAGGAGACAUCAGGUACUUUAAGGAGAGAAUCAUAGCGCUGAAACGUGAUAUGGAGAGGGGCCAGGAUGUCUCGUCUCACUAUAUGAACAUUGCCGAGGACCUGAUAGGUUUUGAGGAAAAAUUCAUCUUCAACACGCAAGAUAACUCCAGGGCUGAUGAAAUAAACUAUGUGAUACUACCAAUGUUUUCUUCGUUAGUAACCCUCAAAUUAACGUUCUACCAGUUUGGAAUCAUCAAUCGAGAGAAAAUUGGGCUUUCCGCAGAACAUAUCGAGAGGCUGAAGGACUAUAUCUAUAGACUGGUCGACGGACCUGAUGGUGCUCUCAAGCAUGUUAACAGGGUGUACAACGAACGUUUGGAGCACGAGCUGAACACCUGCAAUCCAGAUCACGUCCACGACGCUCUGGUUACAGUGCGUACUUACUGUGGAAUGAAUGGUCUUGAGUACAUCCCUUAUUGGAAGCAAAUCAUGGAGCGACCUGAAUUCGUAGGCAAACCUUACAAUCUAGUUUUGACCUACUCCACCGGGUUCGGUAGACCUACUCCUAGUCAGGCCAGGCAACAAAUCGUUGAAAAGCUGCAUCCACCCCUCCAACCUAAGCUAACCGAUGGGAAAAGACAUGUAAUGACAGCAGUUGAUGUGUGGAUCUGGAGGGGCAAAGACGGAAACGGAACUCCUGUGAUAGGGGGGCUCAAGGUCUAUUUCGGAGAAGACGAGACUUACUCAAUGGGGCGUUGGUCCGGAAAUAGGCAGUGGAUCUACUUCAAGGGAGCGAAAUGCAUUCGACUGACUGUAUGGGGUGACAAAGGUUUGGACGCUUUGGAGUUUGCUUUCUCAGAUGGACGAGUCAUCAGUCACGGAACUAAAACGAGCAUUCAUAGGGACUUUGAGCUUGCGAAACACCAUAUUGCCGGAAUCUACGUUGGCGCUGACUUCGCCGAACUGGGUGGGCAAGCUGCUAACAUUUCGGUGUCAUUCCAAUUGACACAUGUUGACUAG
This is a messenger RNA of Leptinotarsa decemlineata (Colorado potato beetle), 1566 nucleotides long. RefSeq lists its product as uncharacterized. Lineage: Eukaryota; Metazoa; Arthropoda; Insecta; Coleoptera; Chrysomelidae. The record is from RefSeq and is a predicted model, not a curated record.